Molecule: messenger RNA, 1133 nt
Organism: Pseudomassariella vexata
Lineage: Eukaryota; Fungi; Ascomycota; Sordariomycetes; Amphisphaeriales; Pseudomassariaceae
Product: putative nucleoside-diphosphate-sugar epimerase
Exons: 2
Coding region: 174-941 (255 amino acids)
Source: RefSeq, a predicted model, not a curated record
GCUCUUAUGCCGGCGUACCAGCCUUCGGUGUUUAGGUGGGCAUAAAGUGCAGGUCGGAGACGUUUAAAUAUGGAUAGGCAGCCAGCAGCUUUGUCACUCCACAACCCGCAAUCGUAAUAACACCACGAGUGACAUCUAGACUUAUCACGACUGCGCUGAACUAGGCCACUAAGAUGCAUCUCAUUCUCACAGGAGUGACAGGGCUGGCAGGCUCAGGUGUCUUGGAUGCCAUGCUCAAGAUGCCCGAAAUCACCAAGAUCUCCAUCCUCAGUCGCAGGCCAGUAAAGAUGCUCGAGGACGUCAAAGACCCGCGCGUCCAUGUCAUUAUCCACAAGGACUUUGAGAAGUACGACCCCAAAGUAUUAUCCGAAUUGCGAGGAGCAACCGGCUGCGUCUGGGCCCUGGGCAUCAGCCAAACUCAAGUAGGAAAGGACGAAUACAUCAAAAUCACCAAAACCUACGCCCUGGAAGCUGCCAAAGCCUUCCAAACCCUCCCCCCGUCCCCCAGAGAUCCCUUCAACUUCGUCUACAUUUCCGGCUCAGGCGCCACAACCGAACCGGGCUGGUUCUCCAUGAUCUCCGCCCGCACAAAGGGCGAGACGGAAGCAGCACUGGCCGAAAUGCGGCGCGCCAACCCGCAGCUGCACGCCAGUUCUGUGCGGCCCGCGUUUAUCGACGAGUGGGCUCAUGAGGCCAUUAAGCCGUACGUGCCCGCCAAACCGCUUGCGUACAAGUUCUUUCUACCGUUUGUCGGGGUCGGCAUUAGGCGUGGGAUGGUGAGUUUGUGGAGCCCGACGGAGCCACUUGGGAGGUUUUUGGUGGAGAUGGCGAUGGGAAGGCAUCAGGGUAGUUUGACUGCCGGGAACGAUAUCCAGAAAAUUGGUGAGUUUCCGAUUUUGGAGAAUACGGCGUUUCGGAGACUGGCGGGGCUGGAUAGGUGAUAGAUGGUUGGGAUUGUCAGAGAUGUAUGAUUGUAAUGUCGGGGUUUGAGAUGAUGCCAUUUUCCUCUUUUAACCAUACUUUCCUUAUUGCUCCUCGGAGUGCUUUCCUACUGUAAGUGUGCUUGACUAGGUGGAUAGGUAAGGAGAGACCUACAGCCCCGUGCACGCACGUGAGCAAACGAAACAAAAAGA